Anthonomus grandis grandis is the source of this 831-nucleotide messenger RNA. RefSeq names its product BLOC-1-related complex subunit 8 homolog. Gene Ontology annotation, cellular component: BORC complex. NCBI's taxonomy places the organism in Eukaryota, Metazoa, Arthropoda, Insecta, Coleoptera, Curculionidae. Bases 140 to 643 code for a protein of 167 amino acids. The record is from RefSeq and is a predicted model, not a curated record. The transcript has 4 exons.
GUUUGCGGGUCAUGCCAAAAUUGUAAAUAAUAUAAUAGAGCGAGAAUUUAUUGUUCCAUGUAAACUUGAUAUAUGACUACCACUACACGAAAAAAACACUUAGUGAGAUUGUCAAGUAAUUUAAAACCGGAUAGAAAAGAUGUCUUAUAAUCCAGAUGCAGAUCUUGAAGUUAGAGUUAGAAAAGCCACAGAAAGGAUAUCUGAAAAUAUGCAUAUUGUUGCAAAUGAGCCCUCUUUGGCUUUUUAUAGACUUCAAGAACAUGUAAGAAAAGCCUUAAACCCAAUGGUUGAUAGAAGAGUUGAUGUAGAUAAGUUACAAGUAGAGUUACAAGGAAGUUGUUAUGACAUGGAAUAUGCUGCGAGCGCCAUAAAAUCCAUGCAAAAUUCAGACGAAAGCUUUAAAAACAUAAAAGAAAAUUUAAAAAAUGCAAUUUUCCUAAAACAACAACUGAAAUAUGAAGAAUCAAGAAGAAAGAAAUCGGAAUCAAACUCUGUAUACAAACGGCUGUCUGUACACAUAACACUCGAUCUACCUGAGCUUCCAGAAUUAUCAGAUGUCGUCCGGGAAACCGCAAACAGGGUGGAAAACAUAAUGAACAAAGCUACCAGUUCAGGAAAUACAUUAAGCAGCUCAAAGGAGUGAUACGUAUAUCGUUUACAUAUAUUAUAUGUACAGGAUUUCCAAUUUUUAGUACUUGGGAAGUAUUGAGGAGUUUUUAACGGGGUUAAAAUAGUCUUUCUGGAGAGUUUUUUUUACAUGAUCAGCAAAUUGUAACUGUCAGUCCGUUACUAGUUUUUGGUUUUAUAUGUAAUAAAACAAACUGUUCUUAG